AUGUCAGACAAACCGAAUGAUCUACCAAUCUGCUCCAUCGUUGGAGUGACCGUUAAUCUCCUCUCCGCUAAUACCGAUCCAUUUGAUGUCCGCGGAACGCUCGACAGAAGCAAGAAGUAUCCAUUGGUAGCUGCAGAUCAAGAAGAAGGCACUUCAGUCCAACCACCAGGAUCGAGCGACAGCUACUGGUUACCAUCCAACUUUCGCAAGACUGACAUCGGAGCCCAAAGUGCGGAGGGCGAUCUGAUUGUCGCCACAGGCUCGGAGCUCGCCAGUGACUUGGAGACAAACCCCAGUCUGAGCAUCAGCCACGCCGGCGUUUCGGUCGAGGACUCAGAGGGAUUUCGCUACUCGACGUCGUUGAAGAACAAUAGCCUUUACGGACUAUACAGCUCCGACCAAAAGGUUUACUCCGUCGGGUUGAAACCUGGUAACGAUGUUUACAACUUUGUGUCUGAAGAAUACGUCAAUGCCGUGAACGCACUCCCAGAUUGGGUGGAAGAGAUCGACAAAGCGAGUGACGAAGCUUCCCUGACUGAGGCAUCGGAUACAGUCAAGAAGUAUCAGGCAUUUUUCACCCACUACGGAUCGCAUGUCGUUGAGGAGUGUCUCUUGGGCAGUCGCUAUCAGGUGCUAGUUGAGAGCGCCGAGACCAGCAUCGAAGCGAAAGAUGAUUUCCUGCGUCUCUUCAAGGAUGAGUACAGGAGCAUCUUUGAUACCACUGCUGGUCCCAAUGUUGCAAGCUCGCCUGAAUUCAACGAGUACUUACGCCAGCGACGCUCCCAGUGCAAGAUUUUGGGCGGAGAUAUAGGGACCGCAAAUGCCCUCGCACAUAGCCCAACCAACUCUGAAAAGUUCCAGGACUGGAUGUUGACUCGCACGGUUGAGUCGCCCCAUGCUCUAAUUCAUAUCAAGACAGCCAGCGUCAGCUCUUUCUUGGAGAGGAGUGAGAAUGAAGAGCACCAAGAGGCGGCUGCUAAACUCAAGCCGGCUAUGCAAUACCUUAGCGGUAUUCACAUCCUCAAGGGAACAUUGUCGACGCUAUUCUUGACAUCCCCCGGCUGGAUUGAGCUCUCUGUAACCCCGUUGCCUGGUGUGACAGUCCGUGUGGUUGAUAAGCCGUCCGUGGUAAUCACACAGGUAUCCCCAGCGUCGGUCAAGGUACAGCCAGUAGUGAAGGAAUCAUACAUCGAAGUCGGAGUCAUUAUCACAGCACCAGAUGAGCAAGUGGAUGUCUCCUUCAGCACGUCCGCACCCGGAGCCCUUGGUGCACUCAACACCCUCAGCCUCACCCAAUAUGGCCCCGAGAAGUAUCGGACCGCAAUUAGAGGGGUCGCCACUGCUGAUGAAGCAUUCUCGGUUUCGGUUCCGAGCUUGAGAUCGACCGGGCGUUUCGGAGGCACGGGAACACUGAAGGGAACAUUGGAAGUCGAGGCAAGAGAGUAUGCUGUCUUCCAUAUGGCGUUGCAAAAGGGGGCGCCUGGAGUUUCUGCGAAAUUGUUGCCUACUGUCGAACGCAAGGAGGUUGAAUAG
Aspergillus melleus is the source of this 1533-nucleotide messenger RNA. RefSeq lists its product as uncharacterized. Bases 1 to 1533 code for a protein of 510 amino acids. The record is from RefSeq and is a predicted model, not a curated record. NCBI's taxonomy places the organism in Eukaryota, Fungi, Ascomycota, Eurotiomycetes, Eurotiales, Aspergillaceae. The transcript has 2 exons.